GCUCCGUUUAUGAUGAGUAAUACGAACGUUCAGGUGGUGUCUUGUUACUUAAGGAUGAUGGGCAGGUUGGAGAUCUUUAUAUGUGUCUACCGCAGUCCAUCGUCCACACGAGAGGAGGACAAAGAGCUCGGUGCACUAUUGAGGCGCGCAGUGGUUGCUGCGCCUAAUUUCCUAAUAGUUGGUGAUCUAAACCUUCCUCAUGCGGAUUGGCAAGGCACCGCAAACAGAGCGGAUACCUUGGAACAGGAACUGGUUGACUGGAUGCAUGAGAAUGCACUUGAACAAUACAUCAAUAUACCGACCAGGAGCCGAAUCGGGAGUGCCCCUCCACGUUGGAUGUUGCCAUCACCAAACACGGUCGUUUCGCAGAGCUACAAGUGGAAGCACCUUUAGGUAGGAGUGAUCACUGCGUCCUCACUUUCUGCCUAAAUACAUUGAAGCCUGCACGACAUCCUCGCCUCGUGAGAAAUUUCAGCCGCAUUGACCACAUGAAAUUGAGGGAUAGAGCCCUCCAGGUCAAUUGGAUCCCUGACCAGGAACAGGCAUCUUUGGAACAAAGGUGGUCUGUGCUUAAAACUGGUUUAGUACAACUAUUGAAUGAGUUUGCUCCUCUUCGUCCUGCGAGACACUUCAGCAAGCCUCGGUGGUGGAGGAGGAGAAUUGAUAGAGCUCUAAAGAGACGAAAUGAGAAGUGGAAAAAAUUCAAUGAGGCCAGGGGCUUUCGACGAUGGCUACAGUACACAAAAAGCCGGAAUACGGCUAUCAAGAUGCAACGGCAGGCUAAAUACUCUUAUGAGCUUCGGCUGGCCCGGUAUGCGAAAACAAAUCCAAAGUGUUACUACGGCUAUGUUCAGUCUAAAGCCUCCCUAAG
Molecule: messenger RNA, 871 nt
Organism: Dicrocoelium dendriticum
Lineage: Eukaryota; Metazoa; Platyhelminthes; Trematoda; Plagiorchiida; Dicrocoeliidae
Source: the annotation of a GenBank genome assembly